Mycotypha africana is the source of this 1944-nucleotide messenger RNA. RefSeq lists its product as uncharacterized. NCBI's taxonomy places the organism in Eukaryota, Fungi, Mucoromycota, Mucoromycetes, Mucorales, Mycotyphaceae. Gene Ontology annotation, molecular function: DNA binding; zinc ion binding; DNA-binding transcription factor activity, RNA polymerase II-specific. The record is from RefSeq and is a predicted model, not a curated record. Bases 1 to 1944 code for a protein of 647 amino acids. The transcript has a single exon. Gene Ontology annotation, biological process: regulation of DNA-templated transcription; DNA-templated transcription.
AUGAAUACACCUCCAGUACCUUUGACAAGUUCAUUUUCAGUUUAUCCUUGCAGCAAAUGCUACAAAGAUCUACAGCAGUGCGAUUUGACAUUGCCAAAAUGCAGCCGUUGUGCUGCAAAUGGUUUCGAAUGCGUUUACACAAAAACAGAACCCAAAGCAAAUCAUGUAUCGCAAGUUUUAAAUACUAUGAAUAAGGUUAUGGAUCAAUGGCAGGACUCGCUAGAUAGAAUGGCCAAAGAUUUCGCGCAAAAAACGAGAGACUUUGGCCAGCGUGUAGAUCAAUCAUUCAAGAAAAAACCUUUACAACCAUUCGAUUGGAAAAUCACAUCAACAAAUAAAGGCCUCUCUGUAGAGAGUAAUGUGAAUUCUUUUAAUGAUUUGUCCAAGUUAGUGGAUCAGUUCAAAAGAACAAUGCAUAUCUCACCGCCACGCGGUAGCGAACAAUCUGAACUGGAAGAAUUUGAUGAUGAACGUCAUAGGAUGGCGAAAGCAGCUGAGCUUGAUGACACCAGCUCCAUCCACACAUCAUCCGGCUUCUCAUUUGGUGUUUGGAAUUCCUGGUCCCACCCUAGUCAAGAUCCACUUGACGAUCACCCCAUAGAUAUCACUCAAGAGUUAACAGAUAGCUUAGUUGAAUUAUAUUGCCGAACACCAUGUUGCUCCUCCGUUCGUUUACCUAUAAUCGAUACAACUGAAUUUUUGACGCGCUAUCAUAGCCCGGACCCAUCAAAGCGUCCUUCUACUGUACUCAUUUACGCUGUUUGUGCCAUGGCUGCACGAGUGGCCUUUCAGAUACAUGUCUGGAAUAAGCGCCCAGCGCUUGAAACUCCACAUUACAACAUUGGUAAAGCACUUUCAGUAGCAUACUGUUUGAAGGGACGUGAAGCUUUAGCAGAAUGCUUCGAUGAGCCGACAAUUGAUAAUUGUCAAGCAACUUUUCUUUUGUCAUACUGUAAUCAUCAAAAUGGGUAUUCAGGCGUUAUCUAUGUAUAUGAAUGGAUCUCAUUCACUAUGGCACAGGAGCUAGGUUUAUACGAUGAAGGCCGAGUUCUAAAUACAAGAGAAAGUAUCCUUGUUUGGUGCUUGUACUAUUUCAACACUUGGCAUCGAGUGCUACAAGGUGUGUCUACGACGUCAACGGAAUCGAAGCAAUUUCAUCCUAGUUGUCCUCUGCCGCCGCCACAACCUAAACCUCACUUUGAAUUCAUGGACGUCGAUUUAACAGAACCACCGCCUGAAAUGAUAGAUUAUUACGUAUAUACGGAAUGGUACUGCUUAAUCCAGCUACAGGUUUUGCGACACGACGUUAUGACCCGACUUUUACAAGCACAGGCUCUAGGCAAACAAGACACAACCUUAGCGAGGGAUUUAUUAGCAAUGCAAGAUAGACUACAGCAAUUUUAUGAUACAUUGCCCAUGGAGUGGAAGAACCCUGAUUUGGAAUCCAUUGCUCUGGAUCAAAUGGCGCUGGGUACGACUUCUUGUUACUAUGAUGAUCAGCAAAGUUAUCACUUAGAUAUUCAUGAAUUUGCAAGAUUUUGUAUCCUCAGUGUCCAUGUUUACUACAAUAUCAACAAAAUUUUGUUAUAUCAAGCAUUUUUCCCAUCUGACCAUAUCCCAACUUCGCAAUUCUCGCUUCAGUGUCUGUAUACAUGCGUUGAUGCUGCUUAUGCUAUUACUCAAACCUUAGAUAUCAUGGUCAAGCACGAAGAUGAAUGCAAUAUACCCUUACUUGGUUUCUUAUUUGCUAAUAUGGUCUACGUUAAAUUAUUGAAUUAUAACAGUGACCAGUAUAGCGAGUUUGCACAAAGGUGCUUGGAACAAUCAGUCAAUGUGUCAAAAAUGUCCAAAGCGUAUCUAUAUGACUUUGAAAUGACCCGCAACCUCGUAGGUGUAAUGGAAAAGGACUUUCUUAAGCAUUGUAAAAGCUUUAAUUUUAGUUGA